This is a messenger RNA of Saprolegnia diclina VS20, 771 nucleotides long. RefSeq lists its product as hypothetical. The coding region runs from base 1 to 771 and encodes 256 amino acids. The transcript has 2 exons. Lineage: Eukaryota; Oomycota; Saprolegniomycetes; Saprolegniales; Saprolegniaceae. The record is from RefSeq and is a predicted model, not a curated record.
AUGUCGCGGAUCGCCAGCGCCGCCAGCUUCUUCCCGCGCACGAUGACGGCCAUCGUGUUAUCGUCCCGCAUCGGCACGACCAACAAGCUCCCGUCCUCGUCUGCCUCGCGCAGCCGCCAGUACCGCGUGUACAUUCGUAUUCUCUCCAACCUACUCGCAGCGGCCGUCAUCCUCAUCUCGCUCAUCACGAUGGGCGUCUUGCUGUCCGAAGGCAUGUUCAACCGGCUCGUCAUCACGUGGUAUUACCAAGACAACACCGACUACUGGGCCGACUAUGGCGCCUCGUGCGAGCUCGGUACCGAUGGGUUUGUCAACACUUCGUGUUCGCCGAUCGAAGUCAAUACGACCGAGACGGUAGCAGCCUGGACCGCCAUCGGUGCCCAGCUCGCAAUGACGUGGCAAGCGGACAGCACCAGCCCAAUCAAGGUCACGACGUGCUUGGUGGGCGGGACACCGGACGUCGGGUGGGUCGCCCUCCAGUUUAUCGGCGGCUAUGACGACUUUCCGAGCUGCAACCCGAGCAACGGGAGCCAGCUCAUCGCUGGCAUUGCGAUGGUCGAGGCCGCCAACCUCGAUACUGUCUACCCGGACGGUGCGUAUCUCCUCUCGAUGUUUGGGGACGCAAGCAUGCACGAGGCGACAACGUAUUGGAACACCGAUGGCACCAGCAACACGGUGGUCGCCAACAUUACGCGGGUGCUCGUGGGGCGCGACGGGUCGACCCAGCACUACGAGACCGGCAUCAACUCGGCUACUGCAUCUCGCAAGUGA